AUGAAUUUAAGUGAGAACUACUAUUUAAGAAAAUGUUAUUUGCAACAAGAACAGGUACCCACUCAAAGUAUGAUAAGAAAGAAAAUGAGCCCACCGCUUGCUGCUGUCUACUUCAAGUCCAUGAAUAAGAAACUGAAAGAACUCGCGGGGCUUGAACCUUCGCUUGCCGGUGGUGGCAGCGAUUGGUACGUCCCUCCAGAAGAUAUGUUAAAAGGUAGAGCAGUUUUGAAACCAGUGGAGAAAACAGUGCUGACCAAGUUAAGCCAUCGCGGUAUAGAGUCACUUGGAGUAGCACUCUUUGAACGGCAUCACAAGGCAAUGCAUGCUCAGAAGGAAAACGAUCUUUAUGAAAGCGAUCUUCAAAGUAGACAGCUUGUCACAGAUAUUGGCAAAGUGGAAUGGUCUAAUCAGGCAACGAUUGCCAAAAAUAAGAAUACCAACCAUCUUAUCAAUGAAGUUAACCGCUUCACUCAAGUAUAUAGACAAUCCUUAGGGAAAAUAGAAUCUUUAUUCCACGAAUCAAUAAUAGUAGAAAUUAACAACACUCGUAAAGUGGCACUUCAAAAAAUGCAACAAAAAUAUGUAACUGAUUUAAAGUGCCAGGCAAAAACAGUUUAUGAUGAUUACGAUAAAAAGCUUAAAGAAGAAAAAGCAAGGCUAAAAGCAGAAUUCGUGCAUCAGUUAGACAUUUCCAACAAAACGCUCAGUGACAUACUACAUGAUAUUAAAGUUGAUAAACACGCGGCCGUUGAAAAUCUCAGGCAAUUCAUUAAAUGCAAAAAUUUAGCUUGCUCAAUUUACGUGGCCCUUAAAGAGAGAGAAGAGUCAUUGAAAACAUUAGAAGAGAUGAAACGUGUGCACACUAAAAAAAUAAAGAAAAUGAGGGAAGAAAUACUGAUCAAGGAAUUAGAAAUUGAUUUAGCAAAAUAUAAAGAAAAGAAGCGACAAGAAUUCUGCAAAAAUUGGAAGAGAAAAGUCUGUCUCUUCGUGAGAAACUUUCAAAAGUUCGUGUCUUAUUCUCUUAAUGAGCUUCCAGAACAUGCUGAGUUCUUCAUAAAUAUGGAGAAAUUGAUGCUAUUACAAAUUAACGACGCGAUUGAAGAUCCGUCUAAUGAAAGUAUUUUUGAAGAACAAGAAAUCCAAUUCCACACUCCGAUUCCACAAUCUGUACCUUUUUAUUUGUUCUGUGACACAGGUUACAAGGCUACAGUCGACCAAGCAUUAUGUCCUAAACGAGUAUCUUCUACAACUUCGCUGUUCCCGGCCAUAAUCAUUAACAGACAAUGUCUGUAUGCAGCCUGCGAUAAUAUCAACGAGUUCAAUAACAAGAUUAAAGAUUACAUUCAGGGCAGUCGUGGGGAUGACGCUGACCUCAACGAUGACUUAAUCUACGAACAUUUUGUGCCAGUAAAUUAUACAUCUUCGCAGCAGUUAUCAGAUAUGAAGUUAGAAAGCUCUUUAUUACAGAUACUGCACCAAGAAAUUGCUAAUCGAGCGGACCCGUCUACACUUCGAGAUGCAUGCCGCUACUGUAAAGACCCUUGGUGUGCAUGCAGUGUUGUAGUUAUCAAAGAACCACAGAAGAGUCAAUUAGCAUCACCUUCAACGUCAUCCAAAUCAUUGGAUCAUGACAUUCCUGUAAAUAUUAAAAUGGAGCAGGACCACGAAAGAGUGCCCACAUUGGAAGGCUAUUGCGCCCAUAUAAAAUCCAAAAAAUGCAGAUGUGCUAAAAUGGCUCGGAAACAUUUAGCUGAAAAUUUACCUGUGUAUAUGAGACAGAUGAAAUACGGCCCUCCUGAAAUACCAAACUAUGAAAUAUGUCCGAUCUCGACACUCAAGGAGUUGGUAGAAGAAGCUAGGAAAAGACGUCCUGCCAUACCGUGUAGUAAGACCCCGAUGAAGACCUAUGAUGAUAAGAGCGCUCAGUGUCUAGAUCAGGAGUUUGAAACAUUGUACUCCGGUAUGAAUGAUUUAAGCGAUAAUUACUACUUGAGGAAAUGCCACUUGCAGCGAGACCAGGUGCCUACUCAGACUAUGAUGAAAACUAAAAUGAGCCCUGCUCUUGCUGCCAUUUACUUCAACUCCAUGACCCCGAAACUUAGAAUAGUCGCGGGUCUCGAACCCCUGCUCAAAGGGGGCGGCACUGACUGGUACGUACCUCCGGAAGAGUUACUAAAAGGUCGCUCGGUAUUAAAACCUAUUGAGAAAAAAAUUCUGUCCAAAUUAAACCAUCAUGGUAUUGAGCUCAUUGGAACAUCAGUCUUUGAUAAGCAUCGCAAAUAUCUGCAAAUAGAAAAGGAAAAAGCUCUUGCAGAGAGUGAUAUGAAAUGGAGAGAUAAUCUUUCAUCAUCUCACGAUGCAAUGGUGGCUGACCUUGCCGCAAUACAUCGCAAAAAGAACACUGAUAACAUUAAAUAUCACUUUAAGCAAUUUACUCAUUUAUAUCGAGAGUCCUUGAGAAUAAUUGAAAAUAUAUUUCAUGAAUCGGCUAUUGCAGCCGUUAAAAAAACCCAAGAAAACGCGAUUGUUUCCAUGCAAAAUAAAUAUUCUGUCUAUUUAAAUCAUCAAGCGAAAUUGAUAUAUGAUGUGUAUGAGAAAAAGUUAAUAGAUGAAAAAUCUAGAUUAAAAGCAAACUUCAUUAAAAAAUUGGAAAAAAGCAAAAAAGGCUUUGACAAGAAAAUUCAUGACAAUAAUGUUGAUAAGCAUAAAGCUUUAAGUGAAUUAAAGCAGUAUUUUGCGUUUCAAAAUCUGGCUUGUCAAAUUUAUGUUGCUCUUAAAGAACGAGAAGAGUGUUUAAUUGAAAUGACAGAACUUCAACGUAAGCACAAAAAGCAAACCAAAAUUCUGGCUCAGAGUUUAGCUACGAAAGAUUUGGAAAUCUUUUUUGAAACUCACAAGCAACGGAAGCACCAAAAAUUUUCAGACAUGUGGAAGGUAAAAUUAUGUCAUGUCGUGAAAAUGUUCCAAACAUUUGUCUCUUAUUGUUUAAACAUGCUUCCGGAUCAUGCAGAAUUCUUUAUAAAUUUGGAGAAACUGAUGUUAUUACAAGUAAAUGAUGCCCUAGAGGACCCCACUGCUGAGAGCAUUAUUACUACAAAAGAAGAAGAAGAAGGCUUUGUCACCCCUGUACCACAAGUUGUACCUUUUCAUAUAUUCUGUGACAGAGGCUACACAGCCCAAGUAGAUCAGGACUUAUGUCCAAAACACGGUGGCACUCCCAGCACUACGCAAAUGCCAGCCAUCAUUAUCAAUAAGCGGUUCUUGUACGCUAACUGCGACAAUUUUGAUCUUUUAAUAAAUAAAAUUAAAGAUUAUAUCCACGGCAAUCGUGGAGAUGACGCUGAUUUAAACGAUGAUAUUAUAUACGAGAACUUAGUACCAGUUACCUACACGCCUUCACAACAGUUAAAAGAAAUACAAUUAGAAAGUUCUCUGUUGGCAGUAUUGAAAGAAGAAAUAAUACAACUGAAUUCUAACAUACCUGACGAUAUUGAUUUAUGCGAGAACUGCCAAACCCCUUUCUGUUUUUGCACCGAUUUACCACGCGCUACCGCAACCUCUGAAAAUAAGCCAAACACACCACAAGAAUUAAAAUCUUCUGAAAAAAGAUCUGUAACCCACAAUAUUCCACUUAAUUGCAUAGGAACACAGGAUCACGAAAGAGAACCGAAAUGGGAGAGUUACUUUUCCUACUUGGAACCAAAAGCGUGUGCAUGUACUAAGACUGCUAAGAAACGUUUAGAACAUAAUUUUCCUGUGUACAUGAGACAGAUGAACUAUCAGCCAUCCACUUUGCCAGACUAUGAAAUGUGUUCUGUUGGCAUUCUAAAGUCUUUAGUAAAAGGAGCUAGAAAAAGAUAUUCUUCUGAUCGUGAAAUCGUACCUGUAGAAGCUCAUGUUGAAUUAAAAAAAGACAUGAGCACUCAGUGCACUGAUGCCGUAUAUGAGAAGUUGUGCACUUGUUUGUCUGACUUAGAAGUUCAAUAUUUCUUUAAUAGUAAUCCUUGUUUAGAUCCGAAUCCAGCACAUGUUGAUUCAUCACGUGACAUCGGGUGCCACCUGGUAGGCAGUGACAUGUCGCCGUCAUUCCUGACCCGCCGAGCUAGUUCCUUUGCUAGCAACAGAGCACGCUCCUUAAGGAAUCUUCUCGGAGGACAACCAGAACUUCAAAUAAUAUUUACAAGAAAUGAUUAG
Messenger RNA from Helicoverpa zea (corn earworm), 4194 nucleotides. RefSeq lists its product as uncharacterized. NCBI's taxonomy places the organism in Eukaryota, Metazoa, Arthropoda, Insecta, Lepidoptera, Noctuidae. The transcript has 2 exons. The record is from RefSeq and is a predicted model, not a curated record. The coding region runs from base 1 to 4194 and encodes 1397 amino acids.